UAUCAGAUAUCUUGGCCCUCCGGUUCUUCAAUUUCUACGAUCACGUUCCAUUUAGCGCAACGCAGUUUUUGCAUGAAGAUGUUGCUCGUUUUAACUCUCGCAUUAUUUGUUGGCCUUGCAAGUUCACGACCAAGCGAUAAAGCCAUAGUUGAUAUUGACCCCAGCAAGUACUGUGGUUGUUCCACCGUGGACAUGCCUCAAUGCGGCUGCUGUGUGGACCUUGAAGAAAUCAUCCAAGAGAAUUAUACAGUGUGCACAAACUUGACUUACGUGGAGGCCGAAUAUGGAGUACGGUUUACCUUGACCAUUAAUGGUGAAGUUCUUUUGAACGAGACCAUCUCUGGCAGGAAUCCCCCAGCCCUGUGUGAAGGACUGAGGGACGUUGCUGAUAUCUGCGUGCAGGUAUACAACAUGUCUUAUGAGGAGGAGAAGUUUGGCGGUUGUUUGAGAAUCUAUGGCGAUGUUGUGACACGUGUUCUUGACAUCGAGCUUGGCUGUUAUUACGUGCCGCUCUCUGACGGCGAGCUGAUUGAGACUGCUGUGGAUGAGCAGGCCCUGGUGCAUUCGCUUUUCCAAAUCGGCAACAACGCAAAGGAUCUCAUACUGGAUGAGAUGCACAAAUGGUCCCACAAGGAUGGUGAUCUCGGCAAGAUUUAUCAUCGCAAGGAGGAUGGCUUUCCUGUUGAGCCACUGUUAGAGACCGUUGAGGAAAAUUAAAAUCAGGUGCAAAGAAUUGCAUGGAAGGCUUCUUUUUUAAGGUUUUAAGGUAAUAGAUACUUAAAUUGGGUAGAGUCAAACAGUCCCUGUGUCUCGUUUGUAUGAGCUAGAAAUGAGAAUAAACAACUGAUGAGAAACAAA
Messenger RNA from Orbicella faveolata, 858 nucleotides. RefSeq lists its product as uncharacterized. Lineage: Eukaryota; Metazoa; Cnidaria; Anthozoa; Scleractinia; Merulinidae. The record is from RefSeq and is a predicted model, not a curated record.